This is a messenger RNA of Closterium sp. NIES-65, 19593 nucleotides long. The record is from the annotation of a GenBank genome assembly. Lineage: Eukaryota; Viridiplantae; Streptophyta; Zygnematophyceae; Desmidiales; Closteriaceae.
AUGGACGUGGACGUGGACGUGGACGUGGACCUGGACGUGGACGUGGACGUGGACGUAGACGUGGAGGACUUGGACGUGGACAUGGAUGUGGACGUGGACGUGGACGUGGACGUGGACGUGGAGGUGGACGUGGACAUGGACGUGGACGUGGACGUGGACGUGGACGUUGACGUGGACAUGGAAGUGGACGUGGACAUGGACGUCCACGUGGUCGUGGACAUGGACGUGGACGUGGACGUGGACGUGGACGUGGACGUGGACGUGGACAGGGAAGUGGACCUGGACGUGGACGUGGAUGUGGACGUGGACGUUGACGUGGACAUGCACGUGGACGUGGACGUGGAUGUGGACGUGGACGUGUACGUGGACGUGGACAUGGACGUGGACGUGGACGUGGACGUAGACGUGGACCUGGACGUGGACGUGGACGUGUACGUGGACGUAGACGUGGACGUGGACGUAGACGUGGAGGACUUGGACGUGGACAUGGACGUGGACGUGGACGUGGACGUGGACGUGGACGUGGAGGUGGACGUGGACAUGGACGUGGACGUGGACGUUGACGUGGACGUGGACGUGGACGUGGACGUUGACGUGGACAUGGAAGUGGACGUGGACAUGGACGUCCACGUGGUCGUGGACAUGGACGUGGACGUGGACGUGGACGUGGACAGGGAAGUGGACCUUGACGUGGACGUGGACGUGGACGUGGACGUUGACUUGGACAUGGACGUGGACGUGGACGUGGACGUGGACGUAAACGUGGACGUGGACGUGGACGUAGACGUGGACAUGGACGUGGACAUGGACAUGGACGUGGACGUGGACGUGGACGUGGACAUGGAUAUGGACGUGGACGUGGACGUGGACGUGGACAUGGACGUGGACCUGGACGUGGACCUGGACGUUGACGUGGACAUGGACGUGGACAUGGACGUGGACGUGGACGUGGACGUGGACAUUGUCGUGGACGUGGACGUGGUCGUGCACGUGGUCGUGGACAUGGACGUGGACGUGGACGUGGACAUGGACGUGGACGUGGACGUAGACAUGGACGUGGACGUGGAGGACAUGGACGUGGACAUGGACGUGGACGUAGACGUGGACGUGGACGUGGACAUGGACGUGGACGUGGACGUGGACAUGGACGUGGACAUGGACGUGGACGUGGACCUGGAUGUGGACGUGGACGUGGACGUGGACAUGGACGUGGACGUGGACGUGGACAUGGACGUGGACGUGGACGUGGACAUGGACGUGGACGUGGACGUGGACGUGUACGUGGACGUGGACGUGGACGUGGACUUAGACGUGGAGGACUUGGACGUGGACGUGGAGGUGGACGUGGAGGUGGACGUGGACAUGGACGUCGACGUGGUCGUGGACAUGGACGUGGACGUGGACGUGGAGGUGGAGGACUUGGACGUGGACGUGGACAUGGACGUGGACGUGGACGUGGACGUUGACGUGGACGUUGACGUGGACGUGGACGUGGACGUGGACGUGGACGUGGACAUGGACGUGGACGUGGACGUGGACGUGGACGUGGACGUGGACAUGGACGUGGACAUGGACGUGGACGUGGACGUGGACGUAGACGUGGACAUGGACGUGGACGUGGACGUGUACGUGGACGUGGACGUGGACGUGGACUUAGACGUGGAGGACUUGGACGUGGACGUGGAGGUGGACGUGGAGGUGGACGUGGACAUAAACGUCGACGUGGUCGUGGACAUGGACGUGGACAUGGACGUGGAGGUGGAUGACUUGGACGUGGACAUGGACAUGGACGUGGACGUGGACGUGGACGUUGACGUGGACGUUGACGUGGACGUGGACGUGGACGUGGACGUGGACAUGGACGUGGACGUGGACGUGGAGGACAUGGACGUGGACAUGGACGUGGACGUAGACGUGGAAGUGGACGUGGACAUGGACAUGGACGUGGACGUGGACGUGGACAUGGACAUGGAGAUGGACGUGGACGUGGACGUGGACAUGAACGUGGACGUGGACGUGGACGUGGACAUGGACGUGGACAUGGACGUGGACAUGGACAUGGAUGUGGACGUGGACGUGGACGUGGACGUGGACGACUUGGACGUGGACAUGGACGUGGACGUGGACGUGAACGUGGACGUGGACGUGGAGGUGGACGUGGACAUGGACGUGGACGUGGACGUGGACGUGGACGUGGACGUGGACAUGGACAGGGACGUGGACGUGGACGUGGACAUGGACGUCAACGUGGUCGUGGACAUGGACGUGGAUGUGGACGUGGACGUGGACGUGGAGGACUUGGACGUGGACAUGGACGUGGAUGUGGACGUGGACAUGGACAUGGACGUGGACGUGGACGUGGACGUGGACGUUGACGUGGACAUGGACGUGGACGUGGACGUGGACGUGGACAUGGACGUGGACGUGGACGUGGACGUGGACGUGGAUAGGGACGUGGACCUGGACGUGGACGUGGACAUGGAUAUGGACAUGGAUGUGGACGUGGACAUGGACGUGGACAUGGAUGUGGACGUGGACAUGGAUGUGGACGUGGACGUGGACGUGGACGUGGACGUGGACGUGGAUGUGGACAUGGACGUGGACGUGGACGUGGACGUGGACGUGGACGUAGACAUGGACGUCGACGUGUACGUGAACGUGGACGUGGACGUGGACGUAGACGUGGAGGACUUGGACGUGGACGUGGACGUGGACGUGGACGUGGACUUGGACGUGGAGGUGGACGUGGACGUGGACGUGGACGUGGAGGUGGACGUGGACGUGGACGUGGACGUGGACGUGGACGUCGACAUGGACGUGGAUGUGGACGUGGACAUGGACGUGGACGUGGUCGUGGACGUGGACGUGGUCGUGGACGUGGACGUGGACGUGGACGUGGACGUGGUCGUGGACGUGGACGUAGACGUGGACGUGGACGUGGACAUGGAAGUGGACCUGGACGUGGACAUGGACGUGGACGUGGACGUGGAGGACAUGGACGUGGACAUGGACGUGGACGUGGACGUGAACGUGGACGUGGACGUGGACGUGGACAUGGACGUGGACGUGGACGUGGACAUGGACGUGGACGUGGACGUGGACGUGGACUUGGACAUGGACGUGGAUGUGGACAUGGACGUGGACGUGGACGUGGACGUAGACGUGGACGUGGACGUGGAGAUGGACGUGGACGUGGACGUAGACGUGGACGUGGACAUGGACGUGGAUGUGGACGUGGACGUGGACAUGGACGUGGACGUGGACGUGGACGUGGACAUGGACGUGAACGUGGACAUAGACGUGGACGUGGACGUGGACAUGGACGUGGACGUGGACGUGGACGUGGACCUGGACGUGGACGUGGACCUGGACGUGGACCUGGACGUGUACGUGGACGUGGACAUGGACGUGGACGUGGACGUAGACUUGGACAUUGUCCUGGACGUGGACAUUGUCGUGGACGUGGACGUGGACGUGGACGUGGACGUGGUCUUGGACGUGGACGUAGACGUGGACGUGGACGUGGACGUGGACGUGGACGUGGACGUCGACAUGGACGUGGAUGUGGACGUGGACAUGGACGUGGACGUGGUCGUGGACGUGGACGUGGUCGUGGACGUGGACGUGGACGUGGACGUGGUCUUGGACGUGGACGUGGUCGUGGACGUGGACGUAGACGUGGACGUGGACGUGGACAUGGAAGUGGACCUGGACGUGGACAUGGACGUGGACGUGGACGUGGAGGACAUGGACGUGGACAUGGACGUGGACGUGGACGUGAACGUGGACGUGGACGUGGACGUGGACAUGGACGUGGACGUGGACGUGGACAUGGACGUCGACGUGGACGUGGACGUGGACGUGGACGUGGACUUGGACAUGGACGUGGAUGUGGAAAUGGACGUGGACGUGGACGUGGACGUGGACGUAGACGUGGACGUGGACGUGGAUGUGGACGUGGACGUGGACCUGGACGUGGACCUGGACGUGGACGUGGACGUGGACAUGGAUGUGGACGUGGACGUAGACGUGGACAUUGUCCUGGACGUGGACAUUGUCGUGGACGUGGACGUGGACGUGGACGUGGUCUUGGACGUGGACGUGGACGUGGACGUGGUCGUGGACGUGGACGUGGACGUGGACAUGGACGUGGACGUGGACGUAGACGUGGACGUGGACAUGGACAUGGACAUGGACGUCGACGUGGACGUGGACGUGGACGUGGACAUUGUCGUGGACGUGGACGUAGACGUGGACGUGGUCGUGGACGUGGACGUGGACGUCGACGUGGACGUGGACAUUGUCGUGGACCUGGACAUUGUCGUGGACGUGGACGUGGACGUGGAUGUGGACGUGGACGUGGUCGUGGACGUGGACGUAAACGUGGACGUGGUCGUGGACGUGGACAUGGACGUGGACGUGGACGUGGACAUGGAAGUGGACGUGGACGUGGAGGACAUGGACGUGGACAUGGACUUGGACGUAGACGUGGACUUGGACGUGGACAUAGACAUGGACGUGGACGUGGACGUGGACGUGGACAUGGACGUGGAGAUGGACGUGGACGUGGACGUGGACGUGGACAUGGACGUGGACGUGGACGUGGACAUGGACGUGGACAUGGACGUGGACAUGGACGUGGACGUGGACGUGGACAUGGACGUGGACGUGGACGUGGACGUGGACGUGGACAUGGACGUGGACGUAGACGUGGACGUGGACGUGGACGUGGACGUGGACGUGGACGUGGACAUGGACGUGGACAUGGACGUGGACGUGGACGUGGACGUGGACGUGGACGUGGACAUGGACGUGGACGUGGACGUGGACGUGGACGUAGACGUGGACAUUGUCGUGGACGUCGACGUGGACGUGGACGUGGACUUGGACAUGGACGUGGUCAUGGACGUGGACGUGGACGUGGACGUGGACGUGGACAUGGACGUGGACGUGGAGGACAUGGACGUGGACAUGGACGUGGACGUAGACGUGGACGUGGACGAGGACGUGGACAUGGACAUGGACGUGGACGUGGACGUGGACGUGGACAUGGACAUGGAGAUGGACGUGGACGUGGACGUGGAUAUGAACGUGGACGUGGACGUGGACAAGGACAUGGACGUGGACACGGACGUGGACAUGGACGUGGACGUGGACGUGGACGUGGACAUGGACGUGGACGUGGACGUGGACGUGGACGACUUGGACGUGGACAUGGACGUGGACGUGGACGUGGACGUGGAGGUGGACGUGGACAUGGACGUGGACGUGGACGUGGACGUGGACGUGGACAUGGACGUGGACGUGGACGUGGACAUGGACGUGGACAUGGACGUGGACAUGGACGUGGACGUGGACGUAGACGUGGACAUUGUCGUGGACGUCGACGUGGACGUGGACGUGGACGUGGACAUGGACGUGGUCAUGGACGUGGACGUGGACGUGGACGUGGACGUGGACGUCGACAUGGACGUGGACGUGGACAUGGACGUGGACGUGGACGUGGAGGACAUGGACGUGGACAUGGACGUGGACGUAGACGUGGACGUGGACGUGGACAUGGACAUGGACAUGGACGUGGACGUGGACGUGGACGUGGACAUGGACAUGGAGAUGGACGUGGACGUGGACGUGGAUAUGAACGUGGACGUGGACGUGGACGUGGACAUGGACGUGGACACGGACGUGGACAUGGACGUGGACGUGGACGUGGACGUGGACAUGGACGUGGACGUGGACGUGGACGUGGACGUGGACGUGGACGUGGACGUGGACAUGGACGUCGACGUGGUCGUGGACGUGGACGUGGACGUGGAUGUGGACGUGGACGUGGACGUGGACGACUUGGACGUAGACAUGGACGUGGACGUGGACGUGGACGUGGACGUGGAGGUGGACGUGGACAUGGACGUGGACGUGGACGUGGACGUGGACGUGGACGACUUGGACGUAGACAUGGACGUGGACGUGGACGUGGACGUGGACGUGGAGGUGGACGUGGACAUGGACGUGGACGUGGACGUGGACGUGGACGUGGACAUGGACGUCGACGUGGUCGUGGACAUGGACGUGGAUGUGGACGUGGACGUGGACGUGGACGUGGAGGACUUGAACGUGGACAUGGACAUGGACGUGGACGUGGAUGUGGACGUGGACGUUGACGUGGACAUGGACGUAGACGUGGACGUGGACGUGGACAUGGACGUGGACGUGGACGUGGACGUGGAUAGGGAAGUGGACCUGGACGUUGACGUGGACAUGGACGUGGACAUGGAUGUGGACGUGGACAUGGUCGUGGACAUGGAUGUGGACGUGGACGUGGACGUGGACGUGGACAUGGACGUGGACGUGGACGUGGACGUGGAUGUGGACAUGGACAUGGACAUGGACGUGGACGUGGACGUGGACGUGGACGUGGACAUGGACGUGGACGUGGACGUGUACGUGGACGUGGACGUGGACGUAGACGUGGAGGACUUGGACGUGGACGUGGACGUGGACGUGGACGUGGACGUGGACGUGGAGGUGGACGUGGACGUGGACGUGGACGUGGACAUGGACGUGGACGUGGACGUGGACGUGGACGAGGACGUGGACAUGGACGUGGACGUGGACGUGGACGUGGACAUUGUCGUGGACGUGGACGUGGACGUAUACGUGAUGGACGUGGACGUAGACGUCGACGUGAACGUUGACGUGGACGUGGACAUGGACGUGGACGUGGACAUGGACGUGGACGUGGACAUGGACGUGGACAUGGACGUGGACGUGGACGUGGACGUGGACGUGGACAUGGACGUGGACGUGGACGUGGACAUGGACGUGGACGUGGACGUGGACAUGGACGUGGACGUGGACGUGGACCUGGACAUGGACGUGGAGAUGGACGUGGACGUGGACGUGGACGUGGAGAUGAACGUGGACGUGGACGUGGACGUGGACAUGGAGGUGGACAUGGACGUGGACGUGGACGUGGACGUGGACAUGGACGUGGACGUGGACGUGGACGUGGACGUAGACGUGGACGACUUGGACGUGGACAUGGACGUGGACGUGGACGUGGACGUGGAGGUGGACGUGGACAUGGACGUGGAUGUGGACGUGGACGUGGACAUGGACGUGGACGUGGACGUGGACGUGGACAUGGACGUCGACGUGGUCGUGGACGUGGAUGUGGACGUGGACGUGGACGUACACGUGGAGGACUUGGACGUGGACAUGGACAUGGACGUGGACGUGGACGUGGACGUGGACGUUGACGUGGACAUGGACGUAGACGUGGACGUGGUCAUGGACGUGGACGUGGACGUGGACGUGGUCGUGGACGUGGACGUGGACGUGGACGUGGACAUGGACGUGGACGUGGACGUGGACAUGGACGUGGACGUGGACGUGGACAUGGACGUGGACGUGGACGUGGACCUGGACAUGGACGUGGAGAUGGACGUGGACGUGGACGUGGACGUGGAGAUGAACGUGGACGUGGACGUGGACGUGGACAUGGACGUGGACAUGGACGUGGACGUGGACGUGGACGUGGACGUGGACGUGGACGUGGACAUGGACGUGGACGUGGACGUGGACGUGGACGUAGACGUGGACGACUUGGACGUGGACAUGGACGUGGACGUGGACGUGGACGUGGAGGUGGACGUGGACAUGGACGUGGAUGUGGACGUGGACGUGGACAUGGACGUGGACGUGGACGUGGACGUGGACAUGGACGUCGACGUGGUCGUGGACGUGGACGUGGAUGUGGACGUGGACGUGGACGUACACGUGGAGGACUUGGACGUGGACAUGGACAUGGACGUGGACGUGGACGUGGACGUGGACGUUGACGUGGACAUGGACGUAGACGUGGACGUGGACGUGGACAUGGACGUGGACGUGGACGUGGACGUGGAUAGGGAAGUGGACCUGGACGUGGACGUGGACAUGGAUGAGGACAUGGACAUGGACGUCGACAUGAAUGACGUGGACGUGGACGUGGACGUGGACGUGGACAUGGACGUGGACGUGGACGUGUACGUGGACGUGGACGUGGACGUGGACGUAGACGUGGAGGAAUUGGACGUGGAGGACUUGGACGUGGACGUGGACGUGGACGUGGACGUGGACGUGGACAGGGAAGUGGACGUGGACGUGGACGUGGACAUGGACGUGAACGUGGACGUGGACGUGGACGUGGUCAUGGAUGUGAACGUGGACGUGGACGUGGACGUGGACGUGGACGUGGACGUGGACAUGGACUUGGACGUAGACGUGGACAUAGACGUGGACGUGGACGUGGACGUGGACUUGGACUUGGACGUGGACGUGGACAUGGACGUCGACGUGGACGUGGAGGUGGACGUGGACAUGGACGUGGACGUGGACGUGGACGUGGACGUGGACGUGGACGUGGACGUGGACGUGGACGUGGACAUGGACAUGGACGUGAACAUGGACGAGGACAUGGACGUAGACGUGGACGUGGACCUGGACGUGGACCUGGACGUGGACGUGGACGUUGAUGUGGACAUGGACGUGGACGUGGACGUAGACGUGAACAUUGUCGUGGACGUGGACAUUGUCGUGGACAUGGACAUUGUCGUGGACGUGGACGUGGACGUGGACGUGGUCUUGGACGUGGACGUGGACGUGGACGUGGACGUGGACGUGGACAUGGACGUUGACCUGGACGUGGACGUGGACGUGAACGUGGACAUGGACGUGGACAUGGAUGUGAACGUGGACGUGGACAUUGUCGUAGACGUGGACGUGGACGUGGACGUGGACGUGGACGUGGUCGUGGACGUGGACGUGGACGUGGACGUGGACAUUGUCGUGGACCUGGACAUUGUCGUGGACGUAGACGUGGACGUGGACGUGGAUGUGGUCGUGGUCGUGGACGUGGACGUGGACGUUGAUGUGGACCUGGACGUGAAGGACAUGGACGUGGACAUGAACGUGGACGUAGACGUGGACGUGGACAUGGAUAUGGACAUGGACGUGGACGUGGACUUGGACGUGGACGUGGACAUGGACGUGGAGAUGGACGUGGACGUGGACGUGGACGUGGACGUGGACAUGGACGUGGACGUGGACGUGGACAUGGACGUGGACAUGGACGUGGACAUGGACGUGGACGUGGACGUUGACAUGGACGUGGACGUGGACGUGGACGUGGACGUGGACAUGGACGUGGACGUGGACGUGGACGUGGACUUGGACGUGGACGUGGACGUGGACGUGGACGUGGACGUGGACGUGGACGUUGACCUGGACGUGGACCUGGACGUGGACGUGGACAUGGACGUGGACAUGGACGUGGACGUGGACGUAGACGUGGACAUUGUUGUGGACGUGGACAUUGUCGUGGACGUGGACGUGGACGUGGACGUGGUCUUGGACGUGGACGUGGACGUGGACGUGGUCGUGGACGUGGACGUGGACGUGGACGUGGACAUGGACAUGGACGUGGACGUGGACAUGGACGUCGACGUAGACGUGGACGUGGACGUGGACAUGGACGUGGACGUGGACAUGGACGUCGACAUGGACGUGGACGUGGACGUGGACGUGGACAUAGACGUGGACAUGGACGUGGACGUGGACGUGGACGUGGUCGUGGACGUGGACGAGGACGUGGACGUGGACGUGGUCGUGGACGUGGACGAGGACGUGGACGUGGACGUGGUCGUGGACGUGGACGUGGUCGUGGACGUGGACGUGGUCGUGGACGUGGACGUGGACGUGGACGUGGACAUGGACGGGGACGUGGACGUGGACAUUGUCGUGGACCUGGACAUUGUCGUGGACGUGGACGUGGACGUGGACGUGGACGUGGACGUGGUCGUGGACGUGGACGUGGACGUGGAUGUGGACGUGGACAUGGACAUGGACGUGGACUUGGACGUGGACGUGGACGUGGAGGACAUGGACGUCGACAUGGACGUGGACGUAGACGUGGACGUGGACGUGGACAUGGACAUGGACAUGGACGUGGACGUGGACGUGGACGUGGACAUGGACGUGGAGAUGGACGUGGACGUGGACAUGGACGUGGACGUGGACGUGGACGUGGAUGACUUGGACGUAGACAUGGACGUGGACGUGGACGUGGAGGUGGAGGUGGACGUGGACAUGGACGUGGACGUGGACGUGGACAUGGAGGACGUGGACGUGGACAUGGACGUGGACGUGGACGUGGACGUGGCCAUGGACGUGGACGUGGACGUGGACAUGGACGUGGACGUGGACGUGGACGUGGACGUGGAUGUGGACAUGGACGUGGACGUGGACGUGGACGUGGACGUGGAGGUGGACGUGGACGUGGACGUGGACGUGGACGUAGACGUGGACGUGGACAUGGACGUGGACGUGGACGUGGACGUGGAGGUGGAAGUGGACGUGGACGUGGACGUGGACGUGGACGUGGACAUUGUCGUGGACGUCGACGUGGACGUGGACGUGGACGUGGUCGUGGACGUGGACGUAGACGUGGACGUGGACGUGGACGACGUGGACCUGGACGUGGACGUGGACGUGGACGUGGACGUGGAGAUGGACGUGGACGUGGACGUGGACGUGGACGUGGACAUGGACGUGGACGUGGACGUGGACAUGGACGUGAACGUGGACGUGGACGUGGACGUGGACGUUGACGUGGACAUGGACAUGGACGUGGAGGACUUGGACGUGGACAUGGACAUGGACGUGGACGUGGACGUGGACGUGGACGAUGACGUGGACAUGGACGUGGACGUGGACGUGGACGUGGACAUGGACGUGGACGUGGACAUGGACGUGGACGUGGACGUGGAUAGGGAAGUGGACCUGGACGUGGACGUGGACAUGGACGUGGACAUGGAUGUCGACGUGGACAUGGACGUGGACAUGGACGUGGACGUGGACGUGGAUGUGGACGUGGACGUGUACAUAGACGUGGACGUGGACGUGGAUGUGGACGUGGACGUGGAUGUGGACGUGGACAUGGACGUGGACGUGGACAUGGACGUGGACGUGGAUGUGGACGUGGACAUGGACGUGAACGUGGACGUGGACGUGGACAUUGUCGUGGACGUGGACGUGGACGUGGACGUGGACGUGGACAUGGUCGUGUACGUGGACGUGGACGUGGACGUGGACGACGUGGACCUGGACGUGGACGUGGACGUGGACGUGGAAGUGGAGAUGGAUGUGGACGUGGACGUGGACGUGGACAUGGACGUGGACGUGGACAUGGACGUGGACGUGGACAUGGACGAGGACGCGUGGUCAUGGACACGUGGACACGUGGACAUGGACGUGGUCGUGGACGUGGACGUGGACGUGGACGUCGACGUGGACGUGGACAUGGACGUGGACGUAGACGUGGAUGUGGACAUUGUCGUGGACCUGGACAUUGUCGUGGACAUGGACGUGGACGUGGUCGUGGACGUGGACGUGGUCGUGGACGUGGACGUGGACGUGGACGUGGACGUGGACGUGGACAUGGACAUGGACGUGGACGUGGACAUGGACGUGGACGUAGACGUGGACGUGGACGUGGACAUGGACAUGGACAUGGACGUGGACGUGGACAUGGACAUGGACCUGGACGUGGACGUGGACGUGGACGUGGACAUGGACAUGGACAUGGACGUGGACGUGGACGUGGACAUGGACGUGGAGAUGGACGUGGACGUGGACGUGGACAUGAACGUGGACGUGGACGUGGACGUGGACGUGGUCGUGGACGUGGACGUGGACAUGGACGUGGACGUGGACGUGGACAUGAACGUGGACGUGGACGUGGACAUGAACGUGAACAUGGACGUGGACGUGGACGUGGACGUGGACGUGGACAUGGACGUGGACGUAGACAUGGAGGUGGACGAGGACGUGGACGUGGACGUGGACGUGGACAUGGAUGUGGACGUGGACGUGGACGUGGACGUGGACAUGGACGUGAACGUGGACGUGGACGUGGACGUGGACGUGGACCUGGACGUGGACGUGGACGUGGAGGUGGACGUGGUCGUGGACGUGGAUGUGGACGUGGACGUGGACUUGGACGUGGUCGUGGACAUCGACGUAGAGGUGGUGGACAUGGACGUGGACAUGGACGUAGAGGUGGUGGACUUGAACGUGGACGAAGAUGCGGACGUGGACAUGGACGUGGACGUGGACGAAGAUGCGGACGUGGACGUGGACGUGGACGUGGACGUGGACAUGGACGUGGACGUGGACAAGGACGUGGACAUGGACGUGGACGUGGACGUGGAUGUGGAGGUGGAAGUGGACGUGGACAUGGACGUGGACGUGGACGUGGACGUGGACAUUGUCGUGGACGUCGACGUGGACGUGGACGUGGACGUGGUCGUGGACGUGGACGUAGACGUGGACGUGGACGACGUGGAUCUGGACGUGGACGUAGACGUGGACGUGGACGUGGACGUGGACGUGGACGUGGAGAUGGACGUGGACGUGGACGUAGACGUGGACGUGGACAUGGACGUGGACGUGGACGUGGACGUGGACAUGGACGUGGACGUGGACGUGGACAUGGACGUGAACGUGGACAUAGACGUGGACGUGGACGUGGACAUGGACGUGGACGUGGACGUGGACGUGGACGUGGAAGUGGACGUGGACAUGGACAUGGACGUGGACGUGGACUUGGACAUGGACGUGGACGUUGACAUGGACAUGGACGUGGACGUGGACGUGGACGUGAACAUGGACGUGGACGUGGACGUGGACGUGGAUAGGGAAGUGGACCUGGACGUGGAUGUAGACAUGGACAUGGACAUGGAUGUGGACGUGGACAUGGACGUGGACAUGGAUGUGGACGUGGACGUGGACGUGGACGUGGACAUGGACGUGGACGUGGACAUGGACGUGGAUGUGGACAUGGACAUGGACAUGGACGUGGACGUGGACGUGGACGUGGACGUGGACCUUCUCGUGGACGUGGACGUGGACGUGGUCGUGGACGUGGACGUGGACGUGGACGUAAACGUGUACGUGGACGUGGAGAUGGACGUGGACAUGGAUGUGGACGUGGACAUGGACGUGGACAUGGAUGUGGACGUGGACGUGGACGUGGACAUGGACGUGGACGUGGACGUGGAUGUGGACAUGGACAUGGACAUGGACGUGGACGUGGACGUGGACGUGGACCUUCUCGUGGACGUGGACGUGGACGUGGACGUGGUCGUGGACGUGGACGUGGACGUGGACGUAAAUGUGGACGACGUAGACGUGGACGUGGACGUGGACGUGGACGUGGAGAUGGACGUGGACGUGGACGUGGACGUGGACGUGGACGUCGACGUGGACGUGGACGUGGAGAUGGACGUGGACUUGGACGUGGACGUGGACGUGGACGUGGAUAGGGAAGUGGACCUGGACGUGGACGUGGACAUGGACGUGGACAUGGACGUGGACGUGGACAUGGACGUGGACAUGGAUGUGGACGUGGACGUGGACGUGGACAUGGCAUGGACGUGGACGUGGAAGACUUGGACGUGGACAUGGACGUGGACGUGGACGUGGACGUGGACGUCGACGUUUAGGUGGACGUGGACCAUGGACAUGGACAUGGACGUGGACGUGGACGUGGACGUGGACGUGGACAUGGACGUGGACGUAGACGUGUAUGUGGACGUGGACGUGGACGUGGACGUAGACGUGGACGUGGACGUGGACGUCAACGUGGACGUAGACGUGGAGGACUUGGACGUGGACGUCGACGUCGACGUGGACGUGGACGUGGGCGUGGAGGUGGACGUGGAGGUGGAGGUGGACGUGGACGUGGACGUGGACGUGGAGGUGGACGUGGACGUGGACGUGGACGUGGACGUGGACGUGGACGUGGACAUGGACGUGGACGUGGACGUGAUCGUGGACGUGGACGUGGACGUGGUCGUGGACGUGGACGUGGACAUGGACGUGGACGUGGACGUGGACAUGGACAUGGACCUGGACGUGGACGUGGACGUGGAGGUGGACGUGGACAUGGACGUGGACGUGGACGUGGACGUGGACCUGGACGUGGACGUGGACGACGUGGACCUGGACGUGGACGUGGACGUGGACGUGGACGUGGAGAUGCACGUGGACGUGGACGUGGACGUGGACAUGGACGUGGAGGUGGACGUGGACGUGGACGUGGACGUAAACAUGGACGUGGACGUGGACGUGUACAUGGACGUGAACGUGGACAUGGACGUAGACGUGGACGUGGACGUGGACAUGGACGUGGACGUGGACGUGGACGUGGACGUGGACGACUUGGACGUGGACAUGGACGUGGACGUGGACGUGGACGUGGACAUGGACGUGGACAUGGACGUGGACGUGGACGUGGACGUGAACGUGGACGUGGACAUGGACGUGGAGGUGGACGAGGAUGUGGACGUGGAAGUGGACGUGGACGUGGACGUGGACAUAGACGUGGACGUGGACGUGGACGUGGACGUGGACGUGGACAUGGACAUGGACGUGGACAUGGACGUGGACGUGGACGUGGACGUGGACGUGGACGUGGACGUGGACAUGGACGUGGACGAGGACGUGGACGUGGACGUGGACGUGGACGUGGACGUGGACGUGGACGUGGACGUGGACGUGGACAUGGACGUGGACGUGGACGUGGACGUGGACGUGGACGUGGACGUGGACAUGGACGUGGACGUGGACGUAGAGGUGGAGGACUUGAACGUGGACUGGACGUGGACGUGGACGUGGACGUGGACGUGGACCAUGGACAUGGACAUGGACGUGGACGUGGACGUGGACGUGGACAUGGACGUGGACGUAGACGUGUAUGUGGACGUGGACGUGGACGUAGACGUGGACGUGGACGUGGAUGUCAACGUGGACGUAGACGUGGAGGACUUGGACGUGGACGUGGACGUCGACAUGGACGUGGACGUGGGCGUGGAUGUGGACGUGGAGGUGGAGGUGGACGUGGACGUGGACGUGGAGGUGGACGUGGACGUGGACGUGGACGUGGACAUGGACGUGGACGUGGACGUGAUCGUGGACGUGGACGUGGACGUGGUCGUGGACGUGGACGUGGACAUGGACGUAGACGUGGACGUGGAUGUGGACAUGGACAUGGACCUGGACGUGGACGUGGACGUGGAGGUGGACGUGCACAUGGACGUGGACGUGGACGUGGACGUGGACGUGGACGACGUGGACCUGGACGUGGACGUGGACGUGGACGUGGACGUGGAGAUGCACGUGGACGUGGACGUGGACGUGGACAUGGACGUGGAGGUGGACGUGGACGUGGACGUGGACGUGGACAUGGACAUGGACGUGGACGUGGACAUGGACGUGAACGUGGACAUGGACGUAGACGUGGACGUGGACGUGGACAUGGACGUGGACGUGGACGUGGACGUGGACGUGGACGACUUGGACGUGGACAUGGACGUGGACGUGGACGUGGACAUGGACGUGGAAAUGGACGUGGACGUGGACGUGAACGUGGACGUGGACAUGGACGUGGAGGUGGACGUGGAUGUGGACGUGGAAGUGGACGUAGACGUGGACGUGGACGUGGACAUAGACGUGGACGUGGACGUGGACGUGGACGUGGACGUGGACAUGGACGUGGACAUGGACGUGGACGUGGACGUGGACGUGGACGUGGACGUGGACGUGGACGUGGACAUGGACGUGGACGAGGACGUGGACGUGGACGUGGACGUGGACGUGGACGUGGACGUGGACGUGGACGUGGACGUGGACGUGGACGUUGACGUGGACGUGGACGUGGACGUGGACGUGGACGUGGACGUGGACGUGGACAUGGACGUGGACGUGGACAUGGACGUGGACGUGGACGUGGUUGUGGACGUGGACGUGGACAUGGACGUGGACGUGGACAUAGAGAUGGACGUGGACUUGGACGUGGACGUGGACGUGGACGUGGAUAGGGAAGUGGACCUGGACGUGGACGUGGACAUGGACGUGGACAUGGACGUGGACGUGGACAUGGACGUGGACAUGGAUGUGGACGUGGACGUAGACGUGGACGUGGACAUGGACGUGGACGUGGACGUGGAAGACUUGGACGUGGACAUGGACGUGGACGUGGACGUGGACGUGGACGUCGACGUGGAGGUGGACGUGGACCAUGGAUAUGGACAUGGACACGUGGACGUGGACGUGGACGUCAACGUGGACGUAGACGUGGAGGACUUGGACGUGGACGUGGACGUCGACGUGGACGUGGACGUGGGCGUGGAUGUGGACGUGGAGGUGGAGGUGGACGUGGACGUGGACGUGGACGUAGAGGUGGACGUGGACGUGGACGUGGACGUGGACGUGGACGUGGACAUGGACGUGGACGUGGACGUGAUCGUGGACGUGGACGUGGACGUGGUCGUGGACGUGGACGUGGACAUGGACGUGGACGUGGACGUGGAUGUGGACAUGGACAUGGACCUGGACGUGGACGUGGACGUGGAGGUGGACGUGGACAUGGACGUGGACGUGGACGUGGACGUGGACGUGGACGUGGACGACGUGGACCUGGACGUGGACGUGGACGUGGACGUGGAGAUGCACGUGGACGUGGACGUGGACAUGGACGUGGAGGUGGACGUGGACGUGGACGUGGACGUGGACAUGGACAUGGACGUGGACGUGGACAUGGACGUGGACGUGGAUGUGGACGUGGAAGUGGACGUGGACGUGGACGUGGACGUGGACAUAGACGUGGACGUGGACGUGGACGUGGACGUGGACGUGGACGUGGACAUGGACAUGGACGUGGACAUGGACGUGGACGUGGACGUGGACGUGGACGUGGACGUAAACGUGGACGUGGACGUGGACAUGGACGUGGACGAGGACGUGGACGUGGACGUGGACGUGGACGUGGACGUGGACCGUGGACGUGGAGGACUUGAACGUGGACUGGACGUGGACGUGGACGUGGACGUGAACGUGGACAUGGACCUGGACGUGGACGUGGACUUGGACGUGGACGUGGACGUGGUCGUGGACGUGGACGUGGACAUUGUCGUGGACGUCGACGUGGACGUGGACGUGGACGUGGUCGUGGACGUGGACGUAGACGUGGACGUGGACGACGUGGAUCUGGACGUGGACGUAGACGUGGACGUGGACGUGGACGUGGACGUGGACGUGGAGAUGGACGUGGACGUGGACGUAGACGUGGACGUGGACAUGGACGUGGAUGUGGACGUGGACGUGGACAUGGACGUGGACGUGGACGUGGACGUGGACAUGGACGUGAACGUGGACAUAGACGUGGACGUGGACGUGGACAUGGACGUGGACGUGGACGUGGACGUGGAAGUGGACGUGGACAUGGACAUGGACGUGGACGUGGACUUGGACAUGGACGUGGACGUUGACAUGGACAUGGACGUGGACGUGGACGUGGACGUGAACAUGGACGUGGACGUGGACGUGGAUAGGGAAGUGGACCUGGACGUGGAUGUGGACAUGGACAUGGACAUGGAUGUGGACGUGGACAUGGACGUGGACAUGGAUGUGGACGUGGACGUGGACGUGGACGUGGACAUGGACGUGGACGUGGACAUGGACGUGGAUGUGGACAUGGACAUGGACAUGGACGUGGACGUGGACGUGGACGUGGACGUGGACCUUCUCGUGGACGUGGACGUGGACGUGGUCGUGGACGUGGACGUGGACGUGGACGUAAACGUGUACGUGGACGUGGAGAUGGACGUGGACAUGGAUGUGGACGUGGACAUGGACGUGGACAUGGAUGUGGACGUGGACGUGGACGUGGACAUGGACGUGGACGUGGACGUGGAUGUGGACAUGGACAUGGACAUGGACGUGGACGUGGACGUGGACGUGGACCUUCUCGUGGACGUGGACGUGGACGUGGACGUGGUCGUGGACGUGGACGUGGACGUGGACGUAAAUGUGGACGACGUGGACGUGGACGUGGACGUGGACGUGGACGUGGACGUGGAGAUGGACGUGGACGUGGACGUGGACGUGGACGUGGACGUCGACGUGGACGUGGACGUGGAGAUGGACGUGGACUUGGACGUGGACGUGGACGUGGACGUGGAUAGGGAAGUGGACCUGGACGUGGACGUGGACAUGGACGUGGACAUGGACGUGGACGUGGACAUGGACGUGGACAUGGAUGUGGACGUGGACGUGGACGUGGACAUGGCAUGGACGUGGACGUGGAAGACUUGGACGUGGACAUGGACGUGGACGUGGACGUGGACGUGGACGUCGACGUUUAGGUGGACGUGGACCAUGGACAUGGACAUGGACGUGGACGUGGACGUGGACGUGGACGUGGACAUGGACGUGGACGUAGACGUGUAUGUGGACGUGGACGUGGACGUGGACGUAGACGUGGACGUGGACGUGGACGUCAACGUGGACGUAGACGUGGAGGACUUGGACGUGGACGUGGACGUCGACGUGGACGUGGACGUGGGCGUGGAGGUGGACGUGGAGGUGGAGGUGGACGUGGAUGUGGACGUGGACGUGGAGGUGGACGUGGACGUGGACGUGGAUGUGGACGUGGACGUGGACGUGGACAUGGACGUGGACGUGGACGUGAUCGUGGACGUGGACGUGGACGUGGUCGUGGACGUGGACGUGGACAUGGACGUGGACGUGGACGUGGACAUGGACAUGGACCUGGACGUGGACGUGGACGUGGAGGUGGACGUGGACAUGGACGUGGACGUGGACGUGGACGUGGACCUGGACGUGGACGUGGACGUGGACGUGGACGACGUGGACCUGGACGUGGACGUGGACGUGGACGUGGACGUGGAGAUGCACGUGGACGUGGACGUGGACGUGGACAUGGACGUGGAGUUGGACGUGGACGUGGACGUGGACGUAAACAUGGACGUGGACGUGGACGUGUACAUGGACGUGAACGUGGACAUGGACGUAGACGUGGACGUGGACGUGGACAUGACGUGGACACGGGACGUGGACGUGGACGUGGACGUGGGGACAUGGACAGUGGACGUGGACGUGGACGUGGACGUGGACGUGGACAUGGACAUGGACGUGGACAUGGACGUGGACUGUGGACACGUGGACGUGGACGUGGACGUCAACGUGGACGUAGACGUGGAGGACUUGGACGUGGACGUGGACGUCGACGUGGACGUGGACGUGGGCGUGGAUGUGGACGUGGAGGUGGAGGUGGACGUGGACGUGGACGUGGAGGUGGACGUGGACGUGGACGUGGACGUGGACAUGGACGUGGACGUGGACGUGAUCGUGGACGUGGACGUGGACGUGGUCGUGGACGUGGACGUGGACAUGGACGUAGACGUGGACGUGGAUGUGGACAUGGACAUGGACCUGGACGUGGACGUGGACGUGGAGGUGGACGUGCACAUGGACGUGGACGUGGACGUGGAGUUGGACGUGCACAUGGACGUGGACGUGGACGUGGACGUGGACGUGGACGACGUGGACCUGGACGUGGACGUGGACGUGGACGUGGACGUGGAGAUGCACGUGGACGUGGACGUGGACGUGGACAUGGACGUGGAGGUGGACGUGGACGUGGACGUGGACGUGGACAUGGACAUGGAACGGACGUGGACAUGGACGUGA